This is a messenger RNA of Necator americanus (New World hookworm), 879 nucleotides long. RefSeq lists its product as uncharacterized. Gene Ontology annotation, cellular component: nucleoplasm; ribonuclease H2 complex. The record is from RefSeq and is a predicted model, not a curated record. The coding region runs from base 1 to 879 and encodes 292 amino acids. Lineage: Eukaryota; Metazoa; Nematoda; Chromadorea; Rhabditida; Ancylostomatidae. The transcript is spliced from 7 exons. Gene Ontology annotation, biological process: RNA catabolic process.
AUGGUGCGACAAACGAGAGCAACUUCCAAGGAUGAGCAAGUGAUGGACGAAGAAAUGGUUGCAGUGGACAUGUGCAAGAAAUCUGGACCGCCGAGUUCGAAUGCAAGUUACGAGAGGAAAUUUUUAAUUUCGAGAGAGGGUACUCCGGCCGAUAGUCGGUUCUAUCAAAUUCGACAUCCAAAGAAUCGUGCCCCGUGUUUGUAUCGUAUCAGUGAGAGGUGCUGCGAUGAAGUUCUUUCCGUAGGAGAAACCUUCCGCUCAUGGUUUUAUGGUGAAAGCGUUGUAUCAGACGGAGCUAUUAAACUUCUUUCGCCCAUACACCCUUUGUUUUUAGCUCUGCCGUAUUUAAUGAGCUCUAAGAGCAAAUCUACCGAGUUAGAAGAAAUCUUCAGAGAUUCUGAAUUCCCAUCCAUCGCUAACCUCCUGGUAAAUAACCAGUUUCUCAGGAAUGUAGACAAAGUUGCUGAUUUGAAAGAGAUGUUUGACACAAAAGUUUACCAGUUCAAUGAAGUUAAAACUCUUGACUGGAUAUCAGAAAGGUUUCAAAGGCUCCGCACUGCGCUUGUUGAGGAAGGUUGCUUGCACAAAUCAAUAACUGAGAAUGAAGAGGUUCUGGACCGGUACUCAUUUGGAGUCCUUUGUGACUAUUUGAACCCAGAAAUGGCAGCGCUGGUUAAGGUGCAGCUUUCCAUAAGGGAUCCUCCAGCCGAUGAAAACGAGCGUGUUGAUAUGUCAAUGAAAAGAAAGGCAGAUGAUCUGCACAAGGACAUCGAACAGAAACCAGCUAAGAAACCAAAGGAAUCAACCGCAAUGAAGAAGUUGCAACAAGCCAGCAAGGGUACAAAAUCUAUAAGUGAUUUCUUCACGAAGAAAACUUAA